Pistacia vera is the source of this 545-nucleotide messenger RNA. RefSeq names its product stigma-specific STIG1-like protein 4. Bases 81 to 530 code for a protein of 149 amino acids. The transcript has a single exon. The record is from RefSeq and is a predicted model, not a curated record. Gene Ontology annotation, molecular function: 4 iron, 4 sulfur cluster binding. NCBI's taxonomy places the organism in Eukaryota, Viridiplantae, Streptophyta, Magnoliopsida, Sapindales, Anacardiaceae.
UUCUCCAAUAGUCACUAUUACUACUACUAAGAAAUCAAUAUUCCAACCACACCCAUGUCGAGUUUUUCCUUUGAAUUUCCAUGCUCUCUUUCUCUUCAUGCUAUCGGCCUUUCUUUCUCCUUCUACUACUCAUCAAAACCUCCCAUGUGAUCAUUAAUGUUACUCAUGCAGCUCGCCAACUGGGUAAUUUUCAGGAUUCUGAUGAUGCUCCAACGCACUUAAACUUCUUCCGUUCCGCUUUACGUGGAAGGCAAAGAGUGUUGUCAUGUGCUACUGAUCCUGGAGUGUGCUUGGAUCGUGAGAAGAAUCCAUGGGGUGGUACCACGUGUUGUUUUCGACAAUUCUGCAAGGAUACUUUGAAAGAUUCAAGCCACUGUGGAGCUUGUGGAACAGCUUGUGGCUAUGGACUCGUUUGCUGCGAUGGAAAAUGUGUGGAUGUUCAGACUGAUCCUCAACAUUGUGGCUCCUGUUUUGAGGAGUGUCCUGGAAUAAACAAAUGUGUGUUUUCAAUGUGUGAUUAUGGUGGAUGAAUAUUUGAUCAGUUA